Coregonus clupeaformis (lake whitefish) is the source of this 6733-nucleotide messenger RNA. RefSeq names its product sodium/potassium/calcium exchanger 4. Bases 729 to 2522 code for a protein of 597 amino acids. Gene Ontology annotation, biological process: calcium ion transmembrane transport; intracellular calcium ion homeostasis. Lineage: Eukaryota; Metazoa; Chordata; Actinopteri; Salmoniformes; Salmonidae. Gene Ontology annotation, cellular component: membrane. The record is from RefSeq and is a predicted model, not a curated record. The transcript is spliced from 17 exons. Gene Ontology annotation, molecular function: calcium, potassium:sodium antiporter activity; calcium channel activity.
UGUUUUAUCAUAUGGACCAAAGACUGUACAUGAAGACUGCACCUGGAACGACGGAGUUAAUGAUUGUUUCAUCAUCUGCGCACCUAUUCUUCUGCACUAGGAAUUUAAGGGGAGGGGGUGGUGCCAGACCGAGGUGACAUGACUUUGCUACCCGAAUGUAACAAUUAGGCGAACCUUGAUGAAAUCAGAUUGGUUUCAAUUAAUAUGCGCGGCAGAGCGCAGUCGGGUGCUUGUAGCCUAGUUCUGCGGCCACAUCCAGUUUAAUCAUUUCACUGAAGAGGAUGAUUUUAUAUUGAUAUGCAGUAGUAGAUUUAGUGCUACUUUGAAGGCAACCAGUGAUAUAAUUCAUUUAAAAUGCAAUGGAAGCUUAUUUUCUGAAAUUUAAAGGGCAGAAUCUGGGAUUUGCGAGGGAAUGCUGAAUUGAUUGGAGACCAUCGGAAUUGCCCGCCCUGUGUCAUUCAUUGCCUCUUGUGCAGGCACGGAAAUUUCACGCGCUGUUCUAGCAAUCCAACAGCUGAACAGCGUUGUCUCGGCGGCACAUGCAAACUGUCCGCUCCACCACUUCCCAUCUCCGCUCCACCACUUCCCAUCUCCGCUCCGGCCACAAGAAAUGAGGACGGCGUCCGGAGCAUAUUCUGUGUGAAGCUGCGAAAACGGGCAAUUCCUUCGGUCUCUCCCGUCUGCAGUGAGGCAAGAACGAAAAGUCGCCGUUUGGCCGAGCUGCAGCCAUGGACCAGGACGAGAACAAGAGCGUCUCUAAAAAGACCAUAAUCGCAAAGAUUUUCAAAGUUCGCAAGAGGAGAGAGAUGCUUUUCGUGCAAGUGUGUUUUCUCUGCAGUGUCCUCUUCAUGGCGUGGAGCAUGUCAGCACUUCUGACAAAGACAGGGCAUGGAAUGAUCCUGGAGAACGGACAUGAGAAGCACGAACAUUGGGGAAGGAGGCUCAUGGGACAUGAACCCGACAACGACAAUGAGACUGAGUCGAAGAACUGCACAGAGCCAGCGAUCAAGGAGUUCCCUGAAGACCUUUUCACCAACAACGAGCGCAAGAGUGGGGCCGUCCUGCUGCACAUAGCGGCGGCCCUCUAUAUGUUCCUGGCCCUGGCUAUAAUCUGUGACGACUACUUUGUGACAUCGCUGGAGAAGAUCUGUGAGAAACUAGAUCUAAGUGAGGAUGUUGCCGGAGCCACUUUUAUGGCAGCUGGGAGUUCUGCUCCAGAGCUGUUUGCCUCCGUCAUUGGUGUCUUCAUCACCCACGGUGACGUGGGGGUGGGGACAAUCGUUGGCUCAGCCGUCUUCAAUAUCCUGUGCAUCAUCGGUGUGUGCGGAAUCUUCGCCGGACAGGUCGUAAUGUUGGGUUGGUGGUCUGUUUUCCGAGAUUCAUUCUACUACAUCUUGUCUAUCCUCGCGCUUAUUGCGUUCAUUUACGAUGAGAAGGUGGUGUGGUGGGAGAGCCUGGUGUUGGUGCUCAUGUACUGUGGAUACAUCCUCAUCAUGAAGUUUAACCAGAGCUUGCAAAAGUUGUUCACAGGGAAAGGGGGUAAAGACAAGAACCAGGCCAACGGUAACGCGGCGGCCAGCAGCGAGAUGGAGGACGUUAAGCCCAGUAAGGCUUACAGUCGUGGCUCUGUGGUCAUGGUUGAUGAGAUUAUGCACGACAGCCCUCCCAAGUUACGCUUCCCAGAGGCCGGCCUCCGCGUCAUGGUCACCAGCCAUUUUGGACCCAAGACCCGGCUGCGCAUGGCCAGUCGCCUUAUCAUCACUGAGCGUCAGAAGCUGGUCCAGGGUGCCAACGGGGUGGAGACCCAGGUUCUGGAGGGGAAGGUGGACAUUGAGAACGGCAACGUGCCCGAAGACAAACCGGCAGUAGAGGAGCAGGAGAACGAAACCAUCUCCCCCUUUCAUAUCCCGGAUGGCAUCGGCAGCAAGUGCAAGUGGCUGAUCUCCUGGCCUCUGCUGCUCCUCCUGUUCUUCACCAUCCCCAACUGUGCCAAGCCUCGCUGGGAGAAGUUCUUCAUGAUCUCCUUCUUCCUCUCCACUGUCUGGAUCGCUGUCUUCUCCUACUUCAUGGUCUGGAUGGUCACCAUCAUCGGCUACACUCUUGGCAUCCCAGACGUCAUUAUGGGAAUCACCUUCCUGGCAGCGGGCACCAGCGUUCCAGACUGCAUCGCCAGUCUCAUUGUUGCUCGGCAAGGAUUGGGUGACAUGGCAGUGUCCAACACCAUUGGCAGUAAUGUGUUUGAUAUCCUGGUUGGGCUGGGCGUUCCCUGGGCACUGCAGACCAUGGCGGUCAACUACGGCUCAGAGGUCAUGAUCAACAGUCGAGGACUGGUCUACUCUGUGGUGUUGCUACUGGGAUCUGUGGCUUUAACGGUGGGGGGAAUCCACGUGAACCACUGGAAGUUGGACCUGAAGCUGGGUAUCUACACCCUGGUCCUGUACGCUGUCUUCCUGUGUUUCUCCAUUAUGAUUGAGUACAACGUGUUUACCUUCGUCAACCUGCCCAUGUGCAUGGAGGAGUAGCUAGACCACGCCCACCCACGCUGACCUCUGAACUAGGAAGCUCCACUCCCUCAACCCCAAACAGCAACCAAUCACAAUCGACCUUCCCCAUCCUCCACCACGUUACUAAACCUGGUUACCUGGAUAUCUCCUGUCUGUCUGACCCACCUUUCAUUGUCAUAACUGACCUGUUGACCUCUUGAUCUGAUCCUGGUCUUUAAAUCUUUCUUUCCCUGUGCUUGGACUCACUUUCCAAUGAGGCUUUGUUCUGUGGAGUGGACAGACGCAUUAAACAAACUGGACCCAUUUUCAGACAAGUCCAUUUUCCAUUCCCCCCCCCUCCACACUAUCUGUAGUCUCACUGUGCUUUUAUUAGCAUUCACCCACAGGCUCUAGAAUCAACCCUACAGUAGCUACAAUAGUCUCCCUCUCACAACAACCCACACAUAUCUCUGUCCAGGUUAGGGUUAGUCCUGACCCUCAGCAUUGACCCUCACCCCUUCUACUCUUCUCCAUCCAAACUUCUCCUCUUAUCCCAACCCCACCCCACCGAUCCACCCAAAGACCCUAUGGAGAAUACACAACCUCGCCCUAAACCUCUACCUCUCCCCCGAUUCCUGCUUGUACCCCCAACCUUUGGAGGAGGAACUCUCCUCCUCCCCUUUCAGACCUGGACCCCUCUGACAUGGUCCGAACUGUGACUUUAUCCAUAUCACCACAUCCCACCCCUCUGCACCAGACACUCACUUUCACUCCUCAAUCUCUCUUUCUACUCUUUAACUUUUCCCUUCUCUCAAUCACCUCUUAAGAAAGACAUUUUGUCAGGAAUCUUUGUGUCUAACGAGUCUGCAGUCCAACUCAAAGCUGAGACUGCCAGAAGAGAGUAUCAUGUAUAUUUGCAGCACUGCACAAUGGGGAAACUUGUAAAAUUAUUUUUUUCUUCUCGUUUUUGUAUUGUGGAUUUUUGUUUUUUUUAGAGUUAAAAAAUGACUAGUAUGAAAUACUUUGAGGAGAGCUUGUUGCAAUCAUAAAGGACAUUGCCUGUUUCACAGUAAUGAAUUGCGCACAGAGAAAAUGCUUUUAUUGUAAGGAGAAUUGGCUGCCCCUAGAAGGGGGGAGUCUGGCUGAAGGCGGCGACUCCAAAACCCGUGGUGCUGAAAGUUCAGCUGUUGUUUUUUUUCUUGUUCUGAGACCGAUAUCUCUCACACACCCCCUCUGACUGCACAACACCUGAAGAGAAGAAACACUUGCUCCAGAGAUGCGCUGGAUAUGUCACUGAGUUGGGGGAUAUCUUAGGGACGGUGUCCAUAUUCGGACGUCUUUGGACAGUAGCAUGGCGAAAUGUGUAUAGUAUCACAGAUGGUAGAAUUGGUCUGUUCUUCUCUCCUUCUCCUGUCUGCUCUAUCCCCCCUUUGACCACCAGGGGGCAAUGCUCCCUCACUGAUCUAUCUGCAUGGCAGGGGUCUCAAGCAACCACAGCCGUUUGGUUAUCAGGGAAUAUCUGGAGCCUUGCAGCUCCAGUAGGGGGCGACAUAGGUGGUGUUUUCUCUGUGAAUUACAUGUAGAUAUUGCACUUUAAAACAAGCAAAGCCGUCCUCUCAUUCUGAAUCAACUAGUGCUUCCUUUGUGUGUGUGUGUGUGGUUGUAUGUACAGUGUGUGUGUGUGUGUGAGAGAAUGACGAGGGUGUGUGCUGACUUGCAGGCCCGCGCCCAGGUCGGUCUCACCACCUCUAAUCCCUUGAACUUGAACCUCCAACACCGUGAGCACACACCCGUUUCUGUCUGCAGUGCAAUGCAUGUUGGGACAAUAAAUGCAGGCUCCUCCAUGGCACGAACCCCCCCCCCCCUUCCUGCGCCCACUUUAUAAAAAACGGCAGCUACAGGCUACUGCAAUCUAAGACAUUUGACAUCAUGCAAAAACACCUGCAGGAACGGAGUCUACAAUAAGCUGGAGAGACUUGCAUUAAUAGGGGAGUGUUAAUGAUGAUAACUUGUCUUUCCUUUUUGUGUUGGCAGCAGGUACUUGUAUAUGCAAUCUCAAUGUAAUGUGUGUUGGACUCUGGAGGACCUCCAUGGGGGUUGCCAUAAUGUUAGUGGAACAUUUGAGCUCGUUGGUCUGAAUGACAGCUAAAGGACCGAGCCAGAGGACAUUGAGGAAAUGUUCUGGAACGGGGGAUUCUGUGUGUUCGGUGGAGUCCGACCCUCUGGUACAAGGGCAUUACUCAACCACCAACUCUACCUGAGGAGAGGAGGGGAAGGACUCCAGCUGGGAAACACCCCCCAGGCUGGCUACAGAUGGUUUAGUCUAGCGUACUCUGAACUUCUCCUUCUCCAGGAAAGAGAUCUCCUCUCUGUGUGAAGGACCUGAGGAGCAGACAUUUUAGUAGCAGGACCUAAAUGCUACUCUUGGGCGGGGGGGGGCGUUGGACUUGCUGUGUUCUCUUGAAAGAAAGUGACCACACAGGUCCUCAAGACUCUAUUGCCCCCCCUUCCUCACCCCUCCUUAUCACACCCCAAUGCUCUCUCUGACCACCCCCAUCCCGUGUCAUGUCCCCCUCACCCCGCUCGACCAUCAACUUAUAGCAGUUACCCCUACUGCACUGUAUAUACCCCAGUGGGUCUUUUCCCCAUAGAACAGUGAAAGAGUAUUCUCUGCUAGUGCCAUUCUGAUUCUCAUUGUAGUCUUCUUUGUAACGACCACUGCAUUCUCAAUCUUUUCACUGGUUCUUAUUAACUGUACAUACAUAGAUAUUUUUUGAACAUAUGAUGCUCGCUUUUUGGGUCAAGCGUAUACCUGAGUUGAUUAAGAAUGUCUCAUGUCUUUUGGGGGGGGGUUGUUGAUUUUGUGCAUUUCCCUUUGUCUGUCUGUCUGUCUGUUGGUUUUGAGCGGUGGGUUUGGGUCUGUGUACAACACCUGUGUGGUUGUGUCCUUGGUCCAAUCCCAAAUGGACCCCUAGGCCCUAGGUACUUGUGGAGAGAUGAGAGGGUUUGACAGCUGUAAGUAAUAGCUCCACAUAGCCACCUAACGUCCAGGCUCGGUGGAAGUUUCACCAUAUUGCGCUAAUACCAAUCAAAUCGUCUAUGAUCUCCACAAGUGUAUAGCGCAUAGGGUCUAGGGGUUACUUUAAAAUUGGGCCCUCGUUGCCAGGUCCUGAGAGUGUCAACGGGUGUACUCAUUAGUCCAGACCGCUGCAAAAUGUUUGGUCUGUUGCAAAACGUUUUGCAACUGAAACUGUUUACUCUAAACGGAAAAUGUUUUGCAACGAAAACGAGAGUUUCUAUUGGACAAAUUCAGGUAGGUCCCUCCCUGUUUGGUUCCUAGAGUAAACGGUUACCAUUGCAAAAUGUUUUGCAACAGGCAAAAUGAUUUGUAACGGUCUGCGACUAAUGAAUACACCUCAGCACAGCAGGUCACACUGCUCCUACUGUUUGACUGUCCUAACUCUUCCAACACCCACACACACCACCGUUUAAUAAUUCACCAGGCAAUCUGCCUCAUAACUUUACUUUCACUUUUUAAAAAGAAGUAGUAUUCAGAUGCCGUAAAUGUCAUAGCUCUGCAUCAAAAAUACAGAUUGUAUGGAAACCAUGUUGUACAAAAUAAAAGUGCACGUAUCUACACACACCUAGGGCAAAAAUGACCAUAAAACUAAUUUAUAAUCUAGUAGUGUGAUUUAAUUUAAAACUUUUCUUCAAUGUGUGUUAAAACGCUCAGUUUACUAAACUGUAGUUACAUCACCUCUUUAUAGCACACAUUGUUGAAGAAAAGUUAAUUGUCAAACUAACAGAUUAUAGUGGUUUACUGUAUUUUUUGCACUCAGCAACAAUUUGUUUGCACUAUGAAAAUGUAGGCCACACACACGUUCAAUAACUGUGACUUCUCAACACCGGAGUGGAGCCGUAUGUAAUUCUCUUGAAUGAAUGCGACCUGAUGCACUGUGAGCUCAAUGUGAUGUGGGAGUCAUUUGUCAACCAAUAAAAAUGAGAAAUAAAACAUAAUGAUUAUAUAUUUAAUUUAAAGUUAGUUACUAUGAAACAUUAUCGAAAACAUCUGUAUAACUUAUAUGAAUGUAUUGUCUCUAUAUUGGACAUAUUCAACGAUGCAUUUUACUGUAAAGCAAUAACGUGAAAAAAUAAAAUGGCAAAAUAAUUCCUGUACAUUUGUCUCAACGGCCUUGAAUACAAGAUUUUUUUAAAGUCACAUAUUAAAUGUAGCAAUUAAUACAGAUGUU